Rhagoletis pomonella (apple maggot) is the source of this 1826-nucleotide messenger RNA. RefSeq names its product probable cytochrome P450 6d2. Gene Ontology annotation, molecular function: heme binding; oxidoreductase activity, acting on paired donors, with incorporation or reduction of molecular oxygen; monooxygenase activity. The coding region runs from base 185 to 1714 and encodes 509 amino acids. The record is from RefSeq and is a predicted model, not a curated record. The transcript is spliced from 5 exons. NCBI's taxonomy places the organism in Eukaryota, Metazoa, Arthropoda, Insecta, Diptera, Tephritidae.
UCUAGUAGGAAGUGGCCGAAGUAUGGCCGAUCGUGUAGUCAUAUGGACAUAAAUAAAGGCUAGACACAUAAACGAUCGGUCCCAUUUGACCGGUGUUGAUCGCUGCUAGCGCUGUGGAAGAACAAUUGAGUUCCUGCUAAAGUGUCUGUGUUUGAAAAUAGUUUAGUGAAUAAAUUUUGCGAGCAUGUGGUUCGUCCUGAUAUCUGUGGCUAUCGUGGCCAUUACUCUGUUGAUUCGCAGACACUUUACCUACUGGGAGCGUCAAGGUAUACCGAGCGACAAGCCGGUUAUACCCUUCGGGUCGUUAAAGGACACCGUUUUCGGUAUAAAGGAUGUCGGUUCCGCGAUUCACGAUCUUCACGAACGCUACAAAAAACCUUUCGUUGGAAUUUAUCUGCUAUUCAAACCAACCCUGCUGAUAACCGACCUCGAGCUGGCACGACAAGUUCUAAUUCAAAAUUUCGUGAGCUUUCACGAUCGCGGCAUUGAUUCAACUGUAAGCCCAGAUCUUUUCUCGAUGCGCGGUGCAAGUUGGAAGAAUCUGCGUAGCAAAUUGACACCACUUUUCUCGAGCGGCAAGCUAAAGGCUAUGCUGCCGACAAUCAACGAUGUUGCAGCCAAGCUACUAAAUCACUUAGAUGAACAGUUGGUUUUUAAGAGUGUAGUGGAGGUCGAGAUGAAGGACAUGAUGUUCACCUAUUCGCUCGAUGUCAUUGGUUCAGUAUUCUUCGGAAUGGACGUUGACAGCUUCAAAAAUCCAAAAAACGAAUACCGAACAGUGAUUGGAGAAGUGCUUUCGCCUUCAGCUUGGCUGGACAGGAUAAAAUCGGUGUCGUUUUUCGUUUGCCCGCCUCUAUCGACAUUCAUGGAAUAUUGCGGCUAUACACCCAACGGAGUCCUGGAAAUACGCGAAAUUAUCAAACGCGUGGUGAAUUUACGCGAGCAUAAAAAUGUUGUGCGUCGUGACUUUAUUCAGCUACUUUUACAAUUGCGCAAUUCAAAUAAGAUUACAGAUGAUGACAAUUGGAGUUUGGAGAAGGCAUCGGAAGAUGCCAAGUCCAUGUCCAUCGAAAUGAUCGGCGACCAGUGCUCACUUUUUUCCAUUGCGGGUACUGAGACCACGGCCGUUACGGCGGCCCAUACACUCUACGAGCUUUCUAUGUACCCAGAGCUUUUAACAGAAGCUGUGGCAGAAGUUGACUCUGUCUUAAGCAGACAUGGCCUAGAACCAAGUGACCCACUCACUUAUGAGGCCAUACAGGACAUGAAGUUCUUAGAACUCUGCACUAUGGAGUCUCUACGUAAAUAUCCAGGCCUGCCGUUUGUGAAUCGCGAAUGUACACAGGACUUCGAAAUUCCCAACAGUGGUUAUACGAUCAAAAAAGGCACGGCCAUUAUGAUUUCACUUCUUGGAAUGCACCACGAUCCAGAGCAUUUCCCGAAUCCACAAAAAUAUGAUCCGUAUCGUUUCACCGAAGAAAGUGAAACUGGCUACAAUACCAAUGCAUAUAUGCCUUUCGGCGAAGGACCCCAUAACUGCAUUGCCAAGCGCAUGGGCCAGCUCAGCGCAAAAAUCGCCAUUGUCAAAGUGCUCGCAAAUUUCAAUGUACAGCCGAACGAACUCAAGCGGGUCGAAUUCGAUUCUAGCAAUAAUGGUGUUACACCUGUCGUUAAGGGUGGAGUGCGACUAAAAUUAUCAAAGAGGAUCCUAUAGACACUAAGUAAAUUCUAUACAUAUUUUAGAGCUAAAAUCAGUGUAAGAGAAAAGAAGGUAGCAAAGAUUAAUUGAAUAAAUAUUUUUGUAUCAUACAGCGCCAUAUUAUUAG